AUGGCUUCCUCUCCAUCAUCUUUCUGCACCUUAAACCAUGCUUUUAGUUGCCAUAAACCCAUCAGAUACCCAAAAAUAAGAUGCCAAAGGUUUAGUGACAAUGGGAAGCGAGCAAACAAUGUUGAUGCCAACCUGAGAAUCCUAAGGGAAAGAAUUGAUCAAGUGAGAAAGAGAGAGAGAUUGAUAAAUACACUUGGAUGGAAUUACAAGCAUGGUUAUGACCAAAAGUAUAAGAGAGAUUCUAUGAUAUCAGAAUCUGCUGAGAUUAUAGGUUUGUCAUGUGGUGCAAUUGGCCUUUAG
This is a messenger RNA of Sphenostylis stenocarpa, 300 nucleotides long. The record is from the annotation of a GenBank genome assembly. Lineage: Eukaryota; Viridiplantae; Streptophyta; Magnoliopsida; Fabales; Fabaceae.